AUGGACACGGAUCUUGGAGGUAGGACCGAGCUAAGUGACAUCAUAGUUGGUGUUUGCAUGAUGUUCCUCUCGGUCGGCUGUGGAAUUGCUUACGGACUUAUAUUAUUGACAAUUUGGAGGGAUGGUGAACUGCUAAGGAUGACCUCAUACAAACUUAUGUUCGCGUUGGGAAUUUUUGAUGUUGUUCAAUGUUUUCCACAUUUUGUCACUGGAAUAUUUACCGUAUUCCAAUCAGUAUUUAGUCCUACGUUAGCGCAGGGUAUGGGCGUUUUGGCUACACCUGCAUAUGUCGCUUAUGCUGUGCUCACCGUAUUAUUAUCGUUUAAUAGACUUGUACAAAUUCAUUCACCUCAGUUAGAUGCAAAACUUUUCUCGAAGAAUGCUAUACGUUACUGGUUUGCUUUUGUGGGAAUAAUAUGGUUAACGUUUGCUGUUUUUCUAUCCUCACCAUGGGCUGCUAUUGUUUACUAUCCAGACCUGUAUUCCUGGGACUAUGAUUACACUCUGAAAUUUUCCUUCUACGUCCAGAAAGUUGAGAUGGUUAUUGAGCUUAGCACCAUCCUAUUAUCUGCCGUAUUCUACGUUCUUGUCGCUAUAACACUUUAUAGAACCCGAAAACGUUUUCUUGCACGUUCAAAUUCUCGAGCCGAAGUGAAGAUAUUGAUUCAAGCGUUCGUUAUCACUGCCUACUGUACCGUACUCAAUUUUCUAUGGCAUAACUCUCAGACGCUUCUUCCUGCAAAUAUUUGGUCUUAUAUGACGUUAAAUAUGAUGUGGAUUUUAAAUAGUGGUGUUUAUCCGCUUAUUUAUUUCAUUGUCAACAGAGCAAUCCGUGAACGAAUUGCCACCAGGAGAACAAACAUCACUGCUGUGUCGAUGUUAACGAGGGCGCCAAAAAAGAGCUCAGCUGAAGCGGAUGAUCCGUCGAAAUGUAAAAUCAUCCGAACACAUUUGAACGGAGACGUGAGGACCGGUAUGGCCCUGAAAAGUUUCCAAAAAUUGCAAUUUGUUAGCUAA
This is a messenger RNA of Necator americanus (New World hookworm), 1017 nucleotides long. RefSeq lists its product as uncharacterized. Gene Ontology annotation, cellular component: membrane. The record is from RefSeq and is a predicted model, not a curated record. The transcript has 10 exons. Lineage: Eukaryota; Metazoa; Nematoda; Chromadorea; Rhabditida; Ancylostomatidae. Bases 1 to 1017 code for a protein of 338 amino acids.